Molecule: messenger RNA, 552 nt
Organism: Pocillopora meandrina
Lineage: Eukaryota; Metazoa; Cnidaria; Anthozoa; Scleractinia; Pocilloporidae
Source: the annotation of a GenBank genome assembly
AUGGUAAAAAGCCUGGUUGCCAACAACGACCUGUCAAAGGUCAGAGCUAUUGCACAUGGAAAAGCUGAAGAGAGAGUGGCACACUCAAUAUUUGCACGCAACAUGCAAAAAGUGGCAAAGAACUUUACAGUUUUUGAUGCAGGCCUGUGUGUUAAUCCAUACCUCCCAUACCUAGGGGCAAGUCCUGAUGGGAAGAUCUCUGAGCCUCUUGCUGACCCAUGCUAUGGUCUUCUUGAGAUUAAGUGUCCAUUUUCAAAGAGGGCAGAUACCUAGGAGCAGGCCUCAGCAGACCCUACUUUUUAUUUAGAAAAAACAGGAGAGAGUUUUUACCUGAACACAGGACAUUCUUCUGGCUAUAAUGAGCAAGCAAAGGGACAAAUGGCUAUUACAGGAAUUAAAUGGUGUGACUUUUCUGUUUUCCUUUCUGAUACAAAUGAAAUGUGUGUUGAGAGAAUCCCAUUCGAUGACAUCUACUCGUCCACCCAAUUACUACCUAAACUGAAGGAAUUUUAUUUUGAUUAUUUUGAUUAUGCCUUAAAAUAUCUUGUCUAG